GCCCCCGCCCCCCCCAAACCGAAUACGAGAGUGCGCGCGAGAAAUGCAGCGCGAGACACACACCGAGCAGCCCCGAUAAACCCCACCGAAUCCACGCGAACGGGAAAAAGACACUGGGAAAAAAACAGCAGACGCCUGAGAAAGGAGUGACAGGAAAGUCCACCGCCGACGGUCAGAGGUAAAAUGGGAGGGAAGCUGAGCAAAAAGAAGAAGGGAUACAAUGUGAACGACGAGAAGGCGAAAGAGAAGGAUGCAAAGACGGAGGGAGCGUCGGCGGAGGAGGGUGAAGCUCCUAAGGAAAACAAUGAGGAUGCUCCUGCCGCCACCGAGUCAACCAAUGACACGGCGGCCGCCGCCAAAGAAGCCACGCCCACCGCCGAUAGCAACUCCACUGCACCCAAAGAGGAGGAUAAGAGCGCCGCCCCUCCGAAGAAGGAGGAGCCUGCGGCGAACGCUAAUGCUCCUAAAGCUUCUGACGCCAAGAGCAGCGAGGCUGCCAAAGCAGAACCCGCCAAGAGUCCAGAUGCCCCUCCUGCCAAAGCGGAAGAAAAAUCUGCCCCUUCAGCAGCUCCGGCCAAUGAGAAAGAAGCUGUGAAAGAGCCCGCUAAAGAUCCCACCCCUCCUGUAGCCACAGCGACGGAGAGCAAGCCCGAUGCUGAGUCUAAAAAGACUGAGGCUCCACCCGCAAAAGAGUCCGCCCCCGCAGAGCCAAUCGCCACGGAGUCCAGCCCCGCCCCAAACAAGGAGCAAGCAGUCGCUGUGCAGGAUUAACAGAAGGAACAGUGAACGACAAGAUUAAUGACAAAUGAAAAACCAGAUCAAAUCUAAAUAAUUAAAACUAGCCCGCCCAUUUUAAACUAUAUCAGUAAUUAUAAUGAUAAUAAUGAUAAUAGUAACAAUAACAUUAAUGAUUUUAACAGGCUGGACUUUGAUCAUUGUGUUGGUGAUGGACGUGAUCAUGGUGAAUAAGACUGGCAGUUGUGAUGAUAUUAUCUUUAAUAUCCAGUUGAACUUUGAUACAAACCACCAGCCCCCAACUCUCUCUCUUUAUCUCUUUUCACCUUUCUUUCUACCUCCAUUCAAUGAGGGGUAGAAUACAAACAUGGAAUCUAUUCAUUGCCACCCUCCGAAUCUCACUUCCCUCCAUUUGAGUGUGAUGUGAUGGCAGUGGGUGGGGUUAAUAUAUAUAUAUGUGUGUGUGUGUGUGUGUGUGUGUGUGUGUGUGUGUGUGUGUGUGUGUGUGUGUGUGUGUGUGUGUGUGUGUGAAUGCGUGAGUGACAGUAGUAUUAAUGGUAGUAGUCCAGCCUCCCUGAUACAUAUUCCAUAUUUCCUGUUUGCUGCUUUCUAGUUAGUGAUUGACAUUGUGUCAUUGCUUAUCUCCUGACUUUCCUGCUUUCUUUGUUUCUCUCUCUCUGUUUUUCUCACAUAUCAGUGGAAACAAAAUCAGUGUAUAGCACAAUGCAUCAAACACACACAUACACACACACAGUAUUGAAUGUUAACAGUAUUAGUGUUUUUUAAAGGAACAGUUCACCCAGAAAUGAUGAUCUAAACCUGUAUGACUUUUUGUCAUCCACAGAAUGCACAAAGAAAGAAGCUGAAUGAACUGCUCAUUUCCUUGCACGAAAGUGAAUGGGGACUACAUCUGUCAAGCUAGAUUUUGAGUAAAAAGCGAUUUAGAUUUCAAAGAAGACUUGGAAUAUAGUGCACAAGCCGUAUAGACUACUUUUGUGAAGCUUUUAUGGUGCUAUUUUGUCCUUUUUGGAGCUUGACAGACUUUGGUCCCCAUCCACUUUUACUGUAUAGAAAAGAACAGUGUGCACAUUCUUCAAAACGUUUCCUUUUGUGUUAAACGUAAAAAAAGUAAGUAAUACAGGUUUGACGUGAAGAUAAGUAAUUUUAAGGUGAACUAUCCCUUUAAUUGGAUGUUUGAAGGUUAAUUUAAAGUGUGUACAUGUGUGGAAAGAUCCGGGAGUAUGACGUGAGUGUGUGUAUGGAGUUAUGCAUGGUAUGAGCAUGUAUUUACUGCAUGUGUGUGUGUGUUAACAGAGUUCUGGUCUUUCUGUACUUUGAAAGCAGCAGAUGUCAUGAUGUCAGAAAGACAGAGAGAGAGAGCCUCCAAACUCACCAAACAGGACACACUUCACACACACCGAUCUCUCAAUAUGCUGACAGAACAAUGUGAGCGUUGUGUGUAUCUGUAUGUGUGAAGCUGUGUGUGUGUGUGUGUGUGUGUUUUGCAUGUCAGUGGUUGGCCCUAUUGUUGUGUAUUUUUGGUUGCUGUGGAGAUAAUGUUGCUACAGGUGAUAUUUCAUUUGAAUUAACACACAUGCUCUCUCUCUCUUUCUCUCUGUUACUUUCUCUAUCAUUCCUUUUAUUUCCAAAAUUUCCUGGUAAAAUAAAAAAAAUAAAUAAAAUGGAAGAACUGAGAUAUAUGUACUUGUAUACAUGGAGCAACAUUAAUAAAAUGAAAGAAACAGAUUGAAAAUCA
This is a messenger RNA of Cyprinus carpio (common carp), 2491 nucleotides long. RefSeq lists its product as uncharacterized. Lineage: Eukaryota; Metazoa; Chordata; Actinopteri; Cypriniformes; Cyprinidae. The record is from RefSeq and is a predicted model, not a curated record.